Molecule: messenger RNA, 452 nt
Organism: Periconia digitata
Lineage: Eukaryota; Fungi; Ascomycota; Dothideomycetes; Pleosporales; Periconiaceae
Source: the annotation of a GenBank genome assembly
AAGAUUGCAGGCAAAAUGCCGGUUGAUGCUGCUGCUGCCUUGUGCGUGUGCGUGUCUGUGUGCAGGUAGAGGCGCACAGGCUGGCCAGGACAAAAAGCAUCCGUUGGACUUUGCUUUGUCCAAGGAUAAUAGAAGAAAGAAAAACCCAAGAACAAGCCGGCAUGGAGAGGUUGGAGGUAAAGGGGGUGCUAGCGGAGGGAUGGCAGGAAACUAAUGGGGGGUGGACAGGCCGGGCUCCUGCGGCUGCGGGCCGCGACAGGAAACAAUAAAUGACAAGAGUUAGCCAUUGGCUAGCUAAGCAGCUAAGGGCAACGCAUGCUCCAGAGUCUGGAUGCAAUAUGAAGGUUCAGUGAAGGAACGGGUGGAUUGCAGGACGGCAUAGUCGGUGUCCAACCAAGAGUGAAUCCAAAAGGUACACGCAUCAUCCAUGUACGUCCAGAGGCUUUUUCUCG